UCAUCGCACUUGCUGCAACACGUCUUGUCAACCUCGCACUUUACGCGUGAACCAGGGAGACAGUGAUAGUGAAAGGGGUCGGAGUAGCUGGAUGUAAAGGGUACAGGAUCGAAAUUUUAAAUUGUGCAGAUCCGUGGAUUUAAGGCAAGCCAAUAAAAGUGGACGUUGAAGUGAAAUUGAUGUUGCAAUCGGGAACUCUUCCCUCAACAUGAGGGGCCGUCAAUGAUACGGGUAUUGAACAAACCUGUUGCGAAGUUCAAUGUCCUUGUUCUAAGUCUUGGGUGAGAGCACUCAGCGCAAUUACGCACGGCAUCAUUAUGGUUUUAUUUUUGGAUAGACGUGUCCCUGCUUUGUUCCUACUUUGGGGCUACUGCGUUUUUGCGGACACGGUCUUUUCGAACUUUACCCUGGACAACGAGGUCCACUCCAGUUUCAUCCACCGGCGGCUGAAGAGCCAGGAGCGCCGGGAGAUGCAGCGGGAAAUCCUCUCGAUCCUCGGGCUACCGCACCGGCCACGGCCGCAUCUCCACGGGAAGCACAACGCGGCACCGAUGUUCAUGCUGGACCUGUACAAUGCCAUGUCCACGGAGGGGAAAGAGGAUGGGUACUCCUACCCAUACAAACCCAUCUUCACCACCCAGGGGCCGCCGAUAGCCACUCUUCAGGACAACAACUUCCUAAACGACGCAGACAUGGUUAUGAGCUUUGUCAAUUUAGUGGAACACGAUACAGAGCUCCUACCCGUCCGGCGGCACCACCGAGAGUUCCGUUUCGACCUAUCACGUAUUCCUGAGGGGGAAGCGGUCACCACUGCAGAGUUCCGCAUCUAUAAGGACUUCAUCCACGAACGCUUUGACAAUGAAACCUUCCGCAUCAGUGUCUACCAGGUGCUGGAGGAACACAUUGACAGGGAGUCAGACCUGCUUCUGUUGGACUCGAGGGUCAUCUGGGCGGCUGAGGACGGCUGGCUGGUGUUUGACUUGACAGUGACCAGUAACCAAUGGGUCUUGAACCCUGGACACAACCUGGGCCUGCAGCUGGCUCUGGAGAGCACUGAUGGUGUGAGUGUGAACCCGCGGUUGGCAGGGCUGAUCGGCCGCAGUGGUCCUCAGAAUAAACAGCCCUUCAUGGUGGCCUUCUUCAAAGCCACCGAGGUGCACCUGCGCAGCAUCCGCUCAGCAACAGGGGGCACCAAACAACGCAACCCCAACCGCUCCAAAGGGGCCAACAAGGGCCAGGAGGCACUCCGAGUGGCCAACAUUGCAGAGAACAGCAGUGCUGAUCAGAAGCAGGCGUGUAAGAAGCACGAGCUCUACGUCAGCUUCAGAGAUCUGGGGUGGCAGGACUGGAUCAUAGCUCCAGAGGGCUAUGCAGCAUACUACUGUGAGGGAGAGUGUGCCUUCCCUCUCAACUCCUAUAUGAACGCCACAAACCAUGCCAUCGUGCAGACACUAGUCCACCUAAUAAACCCAGACACCAUUCCUAAGCCCUGCUGUGCCCCAACCCAGCUCCAUGCCAUCUCGGUGCUCUACUUUGACGACAGCUCCAAUGUCAUCCUCAAGAAGUACCGCAAUAUGGUGGUCAGAGCCUGUGGCUGCCAUUAGACUACAGCCAACCUCUCAACACACACACACACACUCACGCACACAUCUAAAUAUCCCUCAACGCAGGUCACUUUCAUCGAGACUCUAGACUUUCUUCCCCAGAUACACCUGAAUGGACACAUGAAUGGACUGCAUUUCCCAGAGUGCCUUGCUGAGCUCCUGGACGGGAGCUACAUGAGGACCGCGCAGACAAUCAUGCACACACACACAUAAUUCCUGUGCUUUCUACUGUGUAUGAGACAUUUUAAACAGUGAUUGUAUAGUAAUACACAGUCAACAAUCUUUUGUUCAUUUAAAUGUUUUUUUUAUUGUAUUUCACUCUGUCUUUCUAGAUAUUUUUGAUCAAUUACAUAUUUGUAUGUUUUUUUAUGACUGAAAGGCUAUAGGAAGUGUGGAUGCAUACUGUGUAAAUAGUUUUUUAAACAAAGAGAAGUGUAUUUAUUUCCUGGUCUUGGGCAUGUUAAGGGUUUUUCUCCUUUGUGUCUCUCUCUCUCAUUCUCUCUCUCUCUCGCUCUUUCUCCCUCUCUCUCUCUCUCUCUCUCUCUCUCUCGCUCUUUCUCUCUCUCUCUUCCUCCUCUGUUUCUCACCAUGCUAGCUCAGAGAUUUGUUUUUCCUGCACAGUUAACAGUGCUGAAUCUAUCAUCAGUAUGGACAUAUCACUACAGCCUUGUCAUGGGGAAUAACAGCCUGUUCCUCUCCUUAUUCCAAACAUUGUCUUAAGGACAUAAAAGUUAUUUUCAGAAUGAAAAUACAUUCAUAUACUGUAGCUCUUUUUAUAAACUAGACUUUGACUUGAAUGUUUUUUUUACAAUAAAAAGCAAUAAUACAGAGAGUGUUUCAGAAAAACAAAAGGAAAAGAAAGAUUGGGGAAUGAAAGAGAGAGAGAGAGAGAGAUUGUGUCUAGGGUGUGUGUGUGUGUGUGUGUGUACAUGUGUACCAUUACCUUGAGCACCACGAGCCUUGUGUUUUAGGAUGGUCUGUCGUUUUAUCCUCUGCUGUAAAGGCUGAUGUCUAUCUCUUCCUUAUUUAAGAGGACUAUUUAUUGAGAGCCGAGGCUGGUACUCUCUGCCAACGCAACAGUCUUUGUUUUACUGCAAAACUGGUUUAAUAAAAUCGGAGAAGCAUCA
Messenger RNA from Oncorhynchus kisutch (coho salmon), 2731 nucleotides. RefSeq names its product bone morphogenetic protein 7. The coding region runs from base 318 to 1604 and encodes 428 amino acids. The record is from RefSeq and is a predicted model, not a curated record. The transcript has 7 exons. Gene Ontology annotation, biological process: BMP signaling pathway. Gene Ontology annotation, molecular function: growth factor activity; cytokine activity. Lineage: Eukaryota; Metazoa; Chordata; Actinopteri; Salmoniformes; Salmonidae. Gene Ontology annotation, cellular component: extracellular region.